This is a messenger RNA of Sapajus apella (tufted capuchin), 1771 nucleotides long. RefSeq names its product pre-mRNA-processing factor 6. The transcript has 11 exons. Gene Ontology annotation, cellular component: U4/U6 x U5 tri-snRNP complex; catalytic step 2 spliceosome. Gene Ontology annotation, biological process: mRNA splicing, via spliceosome; spliceosomal tri-snRNP complex assembly. The record is from RefSeq and is a predicted model, not a curated record. Bases 176 to 1756 code for a protein of 526 amino acids. Lineage: Eukaryota; Metazoa; Chordata; Mammalia; Primates; Cebidae. Gene Ontology annotation, molecular function: protein binding.
UCGAAAGUGGGCGGGCUUUGUGCGCACCGAGCGCUCUGCUUCCGGCGCGCGAGUGACGCGCCAACCGCGACCUCCUCGUACGCAGCGCCUCGGACGUCGGGGCUUGGAGUGUCUGCGUCUUUCCCUCCUCCGCGGCUUCAUUCCUUUCCUUCCUAGCUAGGUCGUCGUCGCCGCCAUGAACAAGAAGAAGAAGCCGUUCCUGGGGAUGCCCGCGCCGCUCGGCUACGUGCCCGGGCUGGGCCGGGGUGCCACUGGCUUCACCACCCGCUCAGACAUUGGGCCCGCCCGUGAUGCAAAUGAUCCUGUGGAUGAUCGUCAUGCUCCCCCAGGCAAGAGAACCGUUGGGGACCAGAUGAAGAAAAACCAGGCUGCUGAUGAUGAUGAUGAGGACCUAAAUGAUACCAAUUACGACGAGUUUAAUGGCUAUGCCGGGAGCCUCUUCUCAAGUGGGCCCUAUGAAAAAGAUGAUGAGGAAGCAGAUGCUAUUUAUGCAGCCCUGGAUAAAAGGAUGGAUGAAAGAAGAAAAGAAAGAAGGGAGCAAAGAGAGAAAGAAGAAAUAGAGAAAUAUCGUAUGGAGCGCCCCAAAAUCCAGCAGCAAUUCUCAGAUCUCAAAAGGAAAUUGGCGGAAGUCACAGAAGAAGAGUGGCUGAGCAUCCCUGAGGUUGGCGAUGCCAGAAACAAACGUCAGCGGAACCCACGCUACGAGAAACUGACCCCUGUUCCCGACAGUUUCUUUGCCAAACAUUUACAGACCGGAGAGAGCCAUACCUCAGUGGAUCCCCGACAAACUCAAUUUGGAGGUCUUAACACACCCUAUCCAGGUGGACUAAACACACCAUACCCAGGUGGAAUGACACCAGGAUUGAUGACACCUGGCACAGGUGAGCUGGACAUGAGGAAGAUUGGCCAAGCGAGGAAUACUCUGAUGGACAUGAGGCUGAGCCAGGUGUCCGACUCCGUGAGUGGACAGACCGUCGUUGACCCCAAAGGCUACCUGACAGAUUUAAAUUCCAUGAUCCCUACACAUGGAGGGGACAUCAAUGAUAUCAAGAAGGCACGACUGCUCCUCAAGUCUGUUCGGGAGACAAACCCUCAUCACCCGCCAGCCUGGAUUGCGUCAGCCCGCCUGGAGGAAGUCACUGGGAAGCUACAAGUAGCUCGGAACCUUAUAAUGAAGGGGACAGAGAUGUGCCCCAAGAGUGAAGAUGUCUGGUUAGAAGCAGCCAGGUUGCAGCCUGGGGACACAGCCAAGGCCGUGGUGGCCCAGGCUGUCCGUCACCUCCCACAGUCUGUCAGGAUUUACAUCAGAGCAGCAGAGCUGGAAACAGAUAUUCGUGCAAAGAAGCGGGUUCUUCGUAAAGCCCUCGAGCAUGUUCCAAACUCGGUUCGCUUGUGGAAAGCAGCCGUUGAGCUGGAAGAGCCCGAAGAUGCUAGAAUCAUGCUGAGCCGAGCUGUGGAGUGCUGCCCCACCAGUGUGGAGCUCUGGCUUGCUCUGGCAAGACUAGAGACCUAUGAAAAUGCCCGCAAGGUCUUGAACAAAGCGAGGGAGAACAUCCCUACAGACCGACAUAUCUGGAUCACGGCUGCUAAGCUGGAGGAAGCCAAUGGGAACACGCAGAUGGUGGAGAAGAUCGUCGACCGAGCCAUCACCUCGCUGCGGGCCAACGGGGUGGAGAUCAACCGAGAGCAGUGGAUCCAGGUAGGCCGCAGGCAGGUGUCGCGGUGUCUGCUUUCACAGUGUAUGUGCUGCACAUAGGAGUCCUGCAUGGGC